UUUCGUCCCUUUCUCUGUCUUCCUUCUCCCUUUUUUUACAGGGCGCUUUUCCCUUUUUCGUGUGUGUGAAGAGAGAGAGUGCAUACAGGUGUAGAGGACGCCCAGACAUCGAGACGGAACAGGAUUCUUCAUCGUCUUCAGCUAUUUGGAAGAAGGAGUAGAAGGUGACGGUGUGUGUUUGGAGACGUGUAAUCAUCAUGUCUUAUAACACUUCCUUGCUCAUUUUUCUCUGCUUCUCUGCCGUCUCUCUAUCCACACAGUCUUUCGCCGUUUAUCGAUUAUUACCCAAAUCACAGACGGAUUUUCAAGCUAUACAGAGGUUAUACAAAAAUGCGACGGAUCAUGAUUUAAACUUCUGGAAAACGGGCAAGGACAAGCACGGGUUUUGGGAUGUGAUGGUGGAUAUGAAGAAUUCGAAAUAUUUUUUGGACUUUCUACAAGUAAAUGAUAUUUCUUACAUAAAGACGAUUGAUGACGUGGAGGGAUUAAUAACAAAGCACGAGAACAACAAGACCCUCUCGAACAUGUUCCCCCGUCUGUGGGAUGACUCCUCGUCUGCUCACUAUGACUUCCACACCUAUGGAUCCUAUCAGCGAAUGACUGAUUGGAUGAAGCAGCUGGUGGUGAAGUAUCCAAAGAUGGUUCAGUAUAUAUCGAUUGGAAAAACUACGGAGGGCAGGAAUAUCGAUGGAGUUGAGAUCGGCGGAGACUCCCGCACCAAAAAGAUUUUCUGGAUCGAUGGAGGUAUUCAUGCUCGAGAAUGGGCGGCCCCGCACACGGCUCUCUUUUUCAUCCAUCAGCUUACCUCCCGCGCAAACGAGCCCGGAAUCAAGAAAUUGCUGAACGAGAUCACAUUUGUAGUGGUUCCCUGCUUGAAUCCAGAUGGCUAUGAGUUCACGAGAUCCUCCACAAAUCCACAUGUUCGUCUGUGGCGUAAGAAUCGCUCGAAAAUGCAAUGCCGUAAGGACAUUUGGGGACGCAAUCGCUGCUGUCGCGGUGUCGAUUUGAAUCGUAAUUUCGAUUUCCACUUCAGAGAAAGCGGUACAAGCGACGACCCGUGCUCCGAGAUCUACCAGGGACCCUCUCCAUUCAGUGAGCCCGAGGCAAAAGCCGUACGGGACGCGUUGUUGUCGCAGAGAUAUAAGGGAAGAACCGACGCCUAUAUCACACUACACACUUAUUCACAGAUUUGGAUUCAUCCAUAUGGUCACAAGAAGGAUGCAUAUCCAGGAGAUAUUAAGGAUUUGUACGAAGUUGGCAAAAAAGCUGCUCAGGCUCUGAAACGGGUUUACGGCACAAAAUACGUAGUCGGAAGCGGUGCGGACACGCUCUACCCGGCGUCUGGAGGAUCUGAAGAUUGGGCAAAGCACGAGGCGAAGGUCAAAUUUGUGUACCUUCUAGAAUUGAGGCCCGACGAGAAAAACUGGGAUGGGUUCAUACUGGACGAGAAGGAGCUGAUCCCGACGGCUCGGGAAACUUGGGAAGGUGUCCGAGUUGUGGCGGAAGCUGUGCUCGAUCGGAUAGUUGCCGGCAAGUCGACGGCUCCAAGAGAAGCCCCAAAAGCUCGCGGAUUCCGAUUCGGCGACGGCACCGAAGGAUCAUGUUUCGAUGUCCGACACGCGUGCAAACGAUGGGUUCAGGAACGGGAGGAGCUGUGCAGGACGGUGCCAAUUUUCAUGCGCGAGAACUGUGCCUACUCUUGCAAUUUCUGUUGAUUUUUUUGGUGUGCCACUUCUUUUUUUCUGUACAUAUAUCCAUUUUGUCUUCUACAUACAUAUAUAUAUGUAUAUGAAAUGUUUAAAAACCUAAA
This is a messenger RNA of Caenorhabditis elegans, 1810 nucleotides long. It is a transcript of the gene T06A4.3, whose product is annotated as ShKT domain-containing protein. The coding region runs from base 198 to 1715 and encodes 505 amino acids. Gene Ontology annotation, biological process: proteolysis. The record is from RefSeq and is marked reviewed. The transcript has 11 exons. Gene Ontology annotation, molecular function: metallocarboxypeptidase activity; zinc ion binding. NCBI's taxonomy places the organism in Eukaryota, Metazoa, Nematoda, Chromadorea, Rhabditida, Rhabditidae.